This is a messenger RNA of Eurypyga helias (sunbittern), 738 nucleotides long. It is a transcript of the gene PSMA7, whose product is annotated as proteasome (prosome, macropain) subunit, alpha type, 7. Lineage: Eukaryota; Metazoa; Chordata; Aves; Eurypygiformes; Eurypygidae. The annotation marks the transcript as partial. The record is from RefSeq and is a predicted model, not a curated record. Gene Ontology annotation, cellular component: proteasome core complex; nucleus; proteasome core complex, alpha-subunit complex. The transcript has 6 exons.
GUUGGAGUGAGAGGGAAGGACAUUGUUGUUCUCGGUGUGGAAAAGAAGUCUGUGGCAAAACUUCAGGAUGAGAGAACUGUACGGAAGAUCUGUGCUCUCGAUGACAACGUCUGCAUGGCUUUUGCAGGGCUGACGGCUGAUGCCAGAAUAGUGAUAAACAGAGCUCGUGUGGAGUGCCAGAGCCACAGGCUUACAGUGGAGGAUCCCGUCACCGUGGAGUACAUCACACGUUACAUUGCUAGUCUGAAGCAGAGGUACACGCAGAGCAACGGCCGCAGACCUUUUGGUAUCUCUGCUCUUAUCGUGGGAUUUGACUUCGACGGGACUCCCCGGCUGUACCAGACCGAUCCCUCCGGUACAUACCAUGCUUGGAAGGCUAACGCCAUUGGCAGAGGAGCCAAAUCGGUGCGUGAAUUUCUGGAGAAAAACUAUACCGACGAAGCCAUCGAAACUGACGAUUUAACCAUCAAACUGGUCAUCAAGGCUCUUCUCGAGGUGGUGCAGUCCGGUGGGAAGAACAUCGAGCUGGCGGUUAUGCGGCGAGAACAACCCCUCAAGAUCCUAAACCCUGAGGAGAUUGAGAAGUACGUUGCUGAGAUCGAAAAGGAAAAGGAAGAAAACGAAAAGAAGAAACAGAAGAAAACCUCAUGAUGAAUGAAACUCGACGGCUUGGCUGCUGCUUUUUAACGCAAGCGGUGGGUUAUUCCGCGUAGCCAGCGUGUAGGCAUUCCAUUUCCU